AUGCUGCUGCUGUACCCGCUGCUCUUCCUGCCUCUGCUGACGGCCACGGAGACCACACGGCCCACCGUGAUGCAGGAUGUACGGAGGCUGCAGCCGGAUGACACCAGGAGCCCCGCGGAGUGGAUCGGUGACGGGAUCCUGAACGUCGUCGACACUGUCCUCCCUGCAUCGUCCUCCGUGGAAGCUCGCAAGAAGAAGAAGCUGAAGUUGAACAAAUACCUGAUACCUUUGAUCGUCGGUUUCAUGCUGAUCAAGUCGAUCCUUCUGCCCAUCGCGCUGAAAACCCUAGCCAUUCUGAGUGGCAAGGCAGUGGUUCUCAGUUUGAUGAGUCUGAUCUUGGCAGCCAUAGUCGGGCUCAAGAAGGUCGCCCAAAGUCACUCAGCGGGCGGCUACGACGUCGUGAACGUACCCUUGAGUAAAUACAGGAGGCAGGACCUGUUCGAAAUGGCGGACGAAACGGCGGAAUCCGAACCUUAUAAAUAUUAUAGAGAUCGACAUAAAAGGAAGUAA
Messenger RNA from Colletes gigas, 510 nucleotides. RefSeq lists its product as uncharacterized. The coding region runs from base 1 to 510 and encodes 169 amino acids. The record is from RefSeq and is a predicted model, not a curated record. Lineage: Eukaryota; Metazoa; Arthropoda; Insecta; Hymenoptera; Colletidae. The transcript is spliced from 2 exons.